Messenger RNA from Truncatella angustata, 944 nucleotides. RefSeq lists its product as uncharacterized. Bases 201 to 779 code for a protein of 192 amino acids. The record is from RefSeq and is a predicted model, not a curated record. NCBI's taxonomy places the organism in Eukaryota, Fungi, Ascomycota, Sordariomycetes, Amphisphaeriales, Sporocadaceae. The transcript has 6 exons.
AGAAGAUCCCUACCGCUAUGGAUCCGUAUGCUCGCCAGAGAAUCGUACCAGAGCUUCAACAAUGAGGGGCGACGAGGUCAUGCUCGCCCUAUCUUCUAUCGUUGAAACAAACAGGGUUCAAGCUAAUUGCUUCGAGAACCGGAUUGGCACUAAAGUUGUCUUGUAAGGAAUGGCUCCAUAUGGAUUUGAGGGGUUGAAGAAUGAAUAAGGCAUCCGUCCCUAGACUAGAUGCAGUUUACAUUCCUUCACCUCCCAUUCGUAAGUCACUACCAGAUUCAACUCCAUCCAGCUUGAUCACCAACUCAAACAACUUCACCAUGGCUGCUGCUACCGUUUGUCCCGUUGUUGGCACGACCAACACCACCCUUCCUCCUUCUCACCCCGAGAUCGACCUUACAAAGUCUGGACAGACCUGCCCCGUCGUGGGUGCCAAGACUGACCACCACCUCAACCUGCACAAGCACCCUUCUGUCCCUCUUCCAUCAGACCAUCCCAACGCCAGCGCAGCAGAUGCGCAGAAGUGUCCAGCGCUGAACAAGGCUGUCAACCAGCCCAAGGCUCAAGCUUUGGACGACAAGAUCUGCCCAGUUGUGGGCACUGCCACAACUGUGCUCCCUCCUGACCACCCGAGCACCGCAAAUGCUUCCGAGGGCGAUGUCUGUCCCGUCACCAAGGCCACCAUUGGUCACCACAAGGACAAGGUGUCAGAACACCCAUCCCUCCAGGCAGACUCUGAGGCAGUCUGCCCCGUCACCGGCGCCAAGGGCCCCGCUCAUUAAUGACGUGCAUGAAAGUGAUUUGGGUAAACUGGCGUACUGGAUUUUUGGUCUCAAUAAAGAAAGGCCGUCUGACAAUAUCAGGUCCAUUUUGCAAAGCUCAUAUUUUCCUCAUUUCCCACCGAAAAUCUUGCACUUCGAAAAUCGUAGAAGUUUAAUUCAACUGCA